AUGUUCAGAGCUGUACCAUUGACCCUAAGAGCCAGCCGUGGUUUUUCCACCGGUUUAGUCAGACGUAAUGUCAUUCAAGGGCUAUAUUUGAAGGAAUUGAAAUCUGUGCAUUUGAAGCCAGUCACUGCUGCUGAUGCCCAAGGUUCUGUAAAGCCAUGGACCCCUCCAGCUGCCCCAAAGAUCCCAGAGCUAGAACUUCAAUCUGCUGAUGCUUUGAAGGAGUAUGCUUCUUCUGAAGUGGAAACUGUUAAGGAAGCUACUGAACAAGCUGCCGAAGUUGAAGAAGGUGACUGGUUAGUGUUGGAAGAAAUCGAAGAUGACCACCACCAUUAA
Molecule: messenger RNA, 333 nt
Organism: Kluyveromyces marxianus DMKU3-1042
Lineage: Eukaryota; Fungi; Ascomycota; Saccharomycetes; Saccharomycetales; Saccharomycetaceae
Product: ATP synthase subunit H
Exons: 1
Coding region: 1-333 (110 amino acids)
Biological process (GO): proton motive force-driven ATP synthesis
Source: RefSeq, a predicted model, not a curated record